Messenger RNA from Larimichthys crocea (large yellow croaker), 4345 nucleotides. It is a transcript of the gene kansl1l, whose product is annotated as KAT8 regulatory NSL complex subunit 1-like. Lineage: Eukaryota; Metazoa; Chordata; Actinopteri; Sciaenidae. The record is from RefSeq and is a predicted model, not a curated record. The transcript is spliced from 17 exons. Gene Ontology annotation, cellular component: NSL complex. The coding region runs from base 292 to 3120 and encodes 942 amino acids. Gene Ontology annotation, molecular function: histone acetyltransferase binding.
CCCCUCCCCUCUCGGCAGUUGACGAGACGAACAGACGGAGGCUCGGUGUCAGAGCGGAGCGGAGAUUUAUCGAUGCUUACGGGCGAAAGAAACAGCACCGUUAGAUAACUAGUCAAACUACUAGCUGCUUUUAAUUCCGAAGAUAACAGCCAAAGGAAAAAAAGGAAAAAAAAGGAGAGAUUUAAGGACAUUUCAAGACGUAUACAUCUUGAAGAAACGAUGCAGCGGUUUACCUCCCGGUCAGGUGAUUUCCCCCUGGCUACCUAGAGCGUUAGUGAUUCAGAAACUGGUAUGGCUCCUGCCCUGACCAAAACCCUCAAAGAUGGCCAUGGUAUCCACUUGUCCUCGCCUCCCGCCUCCGUCAGAAUGGACUCAGAUGGGAGAGCCGUGCACAACGCUGAUCUGGAGUUUCAGCUCAGAUCGAUAGACGACGGCGACCUCCAGAAGAUGUGGCUGAAUCUUUCCUCGUUUCCCUCCUUGGACGUCCCCGCCAACUCUGUGCUCUCUCCGUGCCCGCAGGCGUCUGCCAGCCAGUAUGAGACGGUGCUCGUCCCCAGCCCCACUUCUCUCCUUAACCUCUUUUCCUUCGGCGAAGAUCUGAGAGAUUUUCAUCAGGUGGCCUCCGUCUUCCCAGGUGUACCGGACAUGUUUUUAGUCCCUGGCUCUGAGCACAAUAGCCAAGAGGCUCGCCUGCUGCAUGGACAUAGUGCUGCUCCUGAAUGUGGGCCAGAUGGUGGUGAUGUGCAUCACUCCCCUCUUAGCCUGACCAUUGUUCCUCCUUCAUAUUCCCACGGGGAGAUAAAGCACCAGGGCUGCACUCCCGUCUUUGCAGCCCCGCCUAAACUGACACAGGAGAAAGUCGCUGGCACGGGCUGUCCUCCUCCACCUCUGGUGCAGCCUUGCAGUGGCAGGGUGAACUCUGACCAGGUGGCACCCAGAGUUAUGCUGGAAGAAGCCGUGAAGGAGCGGCACGUUAGGCAGGCAAGUCUGCACGGCCGAGCUCAGAGGCUGCAGCGGAGACUACAAGCCCUCCUUGUUGAGCACGCUUUGUUACACUGCAACCAGCAGCUGGAAGGGCUGGAAAGGCACGGCCAACUUGGAGAUGUUUCUUUUGACAGACUGGACAACAUGCAUCCUGCCAUACUACCUCCACAAGUGGGCUGUGAACCCAAUUUCUCUUGGCUGGAGUCGCCCACGGCCUCGUCUUCCUUCACAGAGCUCAGAGAGUUCAGCUGCUCCAGCCAGGCGAUGCUGAGAGGCCUGCAGGAGGCUUUAGACUCUGAGGCCACGGCCAGCAGCAGCUCAGACGAGGAAGUCGAGGAUGAUAGGAGUCACAGAAGAACCAAGACUUCACAUUUCUGCAGCAGCAGCAGCAGCAGCAGCAGCAGCAGCUGUGAGAGGCGGUGGCUAGAAGAGAGAGCGGAGCUGGGCAGCAGAUGGAGUUGGUUGCAGCUGCGUCUGGCCAAACUGGAGGGGCGGAUUCAACAACUAGUCGAGCUCCACAAGCACAUCCGCUCUACCAAGGGCGGUGUGGUGCUUGCUGAGUCCCAGCCACUGACAGACAGACAGAUUCAGCAGACCCUGCUGCGAGAGAUGGCGGGGUUAUCCUGCACAGCCUCGGAUGCUGACACCGAACACUGCAGCCCCACGCGCCUCCUGCACAACAUAGAGAGACAGAGUGCUCAGCUCAGCCAGAUUGUCAACAGUCUGAUACCCCCUCUCAGCUUUUCACCGCUAUCAAAACAACCACAAACCUGGAAGGGCAAGAGGGCCUUUACAAGUGGUCAGAGAGGAGAUGAUGCCUUUGUGCCUGGGAAGAGAAGGAGACUGGGGACAAAGAGGCUUUUCAAAGCUGAUCUGUCAUGCGUGUGUGCUCGAACCCGACCCCUAGUCACCUACCACAAGCCCAAACUGUUUACUUUCAGCACCAACAACCCCAGCAGUCCACGGGACUCUGGGAACUCCAUGUCUACACUAUCGUCUUCCUGUUCAUGUUGUUCAUCUUUUGAUCCUGUAGUCCUGUGCUCUGAUCCAGACUGCAGCUCCAGUCAGGCUGUGUCCUCCAGGACCUCCAGCUCCACACCUCACCGUGUGUUGUCUCUUUCAUUUGACACUUCACCGGCCCAUCGCUUAAAGAGGGCCCUGGCCAGAGAACAAUGGUUCCAAAAGCCUUUGGUUGUUAAUAUCCAACCAUACAGUCCAGCACACUACAACAGACGCAGCUCCACGCCACUGCACAAGAGUCACAAGUACAAGCAGCAUGCAAGGCAUAAAAGCAAAGUUAUGGGUCUGUCGCCAAUUGGGACGACAGGCUCUGCUCAGAGUCAGCACAGGAGAGCCAAUGAGAGGAAGAGGAAGAGAAGGCACAUUCACAGGCUGAUAGAAGAUGAGGAAGAUGUUCUGUACCAGCUCUGUGACACAGAGGACAGUUCAGAUGAAGUUCUGGAAGAGAGCUACACACAGGUUACACGCAAGCAGGCCUCACAGGGCUUUGUUCGCAAACGCCAGGGAGAGAGUGUGUACAACAUUAACAACGUUGUCAUCCCCAUGUCAGCGGCUAAAGUGGAAAAGCUGCAGUACAAAGACAUCCUGACACCCAGUUGGCGAGUGGUUGACACAUCACCUCAGAUGAACAGGAAGGCAGAGACGGUAGAGGAUAAUGAAGAGCAGUUAGAGGAUCUCACUGAUGAAGUCUUUGCCCAGAGACACUUGGCCUUAGAGCAGAGGGAGAAAUUGCGCUGGGGUUCGUGGGGAAAAAGAAAAUGCUGCAGGCGUCCUCAAAGAUCUGGCAGUAGGUUGUCAGGCAGUGGGGGCGUGUUGUGCACAUCAGGAGAGGAGAGCUCUGUGGAGUUGAGUUGUGCUCAGCUGGAUACUGAUGAACAGCAAAGCUCAGAGGAGUGGCUGCAGCCUCAGACACCAUGGGAGCAACGGGUGUUUCCUUUGGUUGAGGAUGACGAAGAAGCCCUGUUCCACGGUGACCUACAAAAGGUUCCAGAGUGGUCAGAGUGUAGCUCUGCCUCCACCACAUCAAGGAACUCCAACUCCCAUCUCUCACCAGCUCUGUCGUCUGGUGCUACAGUGCCGUCUGGUGGACAAAGCACAACACUCGAUGGCAGCUGAGAGGGCAGUGCCUUACUUUUUUAACAUAUUUCCCCACGUCUGGGACCAUGUGGAGAAAAUGUGCCCUGGGAACCUUGACUAGGGAUAUUUUAUACAUUCAGUUCAGUGAUUUGAUGUAAUGUUGUUGCCUUAAUGAUUUGAAGCAAAGGUGUUUAUUUUGUUAGCAUUGUAACAUGUCACAAUAGUUUGAAUUGACUACUGUAGCUCCUUCUAUGCCUUCAGGUUUUUAAUUUACAAGAGGUACUGUAUGUAGAGAAAUAUGUACCAGCACAGCCCCAUUGUAGUCUCAGGUUUGUACACUGUUUGUAGUUGGUGCUAUUUAUUUUCACAGUUGUCUUAAACAGUCUGUAUAAAAAAAGACUUUAGUAUACACAUAUAUAUUUAUGUACUUUAACACGAUUUACAUGUAAUUUUUAAUUUUUUUCUUUAUGUUGAAACUGUCACUUUAGUAUGUAUUUUUUAUUAAGAAAGAAAAGUGAUUACUAAAUAAUAUCAGUAAAUAUACUGUAGUGGUAGGUGUCAUACUUUGCCAGCUGGUACAUUAAAGUUACAUUUAAAGUUUUACAAUUGCUGAUUGAAAUGGUAACAGGCACAAGGCACAUGGGUGACUGACUGAGUCCAGUGUUCUAGAGACAGAAAACAAGAGAUAACAAAGAAUAAGAGAAAUAAGAAAUGCUUUUAGAUGUAUAUAACAAAUCUAAAAAUGGACACAUUAUGAGAUGCAGCUCAUCAGUCAGAAGCUCUGUGGUUUUCAUUUCAAUCACGUGAAAUGUCCCUGGAAGCCAGCUGUACUUAACUAAGAUGUCAUUGGUACAAGCUAAUACUGGAAGGACAAACUAAUAUGAGGUCAUUUCAGUCAUUUGGAAGAUUAACAUUUAUGGAGGUCGCCACUUUUUAGAGCCAUCGUCCCAGUGAAACAGCUCAUACUUUGAUCCCAUAUGUAUAACCUCUUCCAAUAUCCUUCACUGCUACCAGGAGGCCUAAUGGGCAGAUGGUAGUCAAGGUCAUCCUUCUCAUUCACAUGUAUGUGUGUCAGUUGCUUUAUACUGGGUAUAAAAGACUGGGUGUCCAGAAUUAGAAACUCAAUCACGUAAAAAUUAAUUUACAAGUAGUAAUUAUCUGAUUUGAGGUUGGUAGAUGGUGAUGAGUUUUCAAUUUCCAUUGCUUCAGAUGUCUGCAGAAGCAAAUCUUAAUUUGAAUUCUCUAUUAAACAAUAUUCCCCUAA